Molecule: messenger RNA, 303 nt
Organism: Trichomonas vaginalis G3
Lineage: Eukaryota; Parabasalia; Trichomonadida; Trichomonadidae
Product: UDP-glucose 4-epimerase family
Exons: 1
Coding region: 1-303 (100 amino acids)
Biological process (GO): beta-D-galactose catabolic process via UDP-galactose, Leloir pathway
Cellular component (GO): cytosol
Molecular function (GO): UDP-glucose 4-epimerase activity
Source: RefSeq, a predicted model, not a curated record
AUGACAAUUCUCAUUACAGGUGGUGCUGGUUAUAUUGGAAGCCACACUUUAAUAGAACUAUUCAAGGUCGGAUAUGACUUUGUAGUAUUUGAUAAUCUUAGCAAUUCUUGCGACGAAUCUUUAAAGAGAGUUUCUAAGAUCAUCAACAAAGAAGUCAAAUUUGUUAAGGGUGAUAUCAGAGAUCAUGCAGCAUUAAAGGAAUGUUUUGAAAAAUACAAACCCGACUCAGUAAUUCACUUUGCUGGUUCAAGGCAGUCGGUGAGUCAGUUGUUAAGCCUAUUGAAUACUAUGACAACAAUGUAA